Molecule: messenger RNA, 1447 nt
Organism: Elaeis guineensis (African oil palm)
Lineage: Eukaryota; Viridiplantae; Streptophyta; Magnoliopsida; Arecales; Arecaceae
Product: NAC domain-containing protein 100
Biological process (GO): regulation of DNA-templated transcription
Molecular function (GO): DNA binding
Source: RefSeq, a predicted model, not a curated record
CCCUCCCAACAUAAUUUUUCAUAACGAUUUCUUUCAUUCACUCAAAGAUUAGAGGCUCCCCCGCUCCAAGUACCCUCUCCCUCCCCCACCUCGCCACCCUGUCUCUUAGAGUACUUUUUCAAUUUUCUUAUGUGUUAAUUAUGUACUAGACUUCAAACUGGUGAUUAAAACAGAGCACAUCACAAGCAAUGGAACAUGGUGCUGUAGUUCCUCAGGAGGGAGAGGAAAACAUGGACUUGCCACCCGGUUUCCGGUUCCACCCCACCGACGAGGAGCUUAUCACUCACUACCUCUCCAAGAAGGUCAUGGAUGUCAGCUUCAAUGCAAGAGCCAUCGGAGAGGUCGACCUGAACAAGUGGGAGCCAUGGGAAUUGCCUUGGAGAGCAAAGAUGGGAGAGAACGAGUGGUACUUCUUCUGCGUGAGGGACAGGAAGUACCCAACUGGUUUGAGAACCAACAGGGCCACUGAGGCUGGCUACUGGAAAGCUACAGGGAAAGACAAGGAGAUCUACAGAGGGAAGAGCCUUGUUGGGAUGAAGAAGACCCUUGUCUUCUACCGAGGCAGGGCUCCAAAGGGAGAGAAGUCCAAUUGGGUCAUGCAUGAAUACAGACUAGAGGGGAAGUACUCUGUCUACAACCUCCCCAAAACGGCAAAGAAUGAGUGGGUGAUAUGCAGGGUGUUCCAAAAGACUUCAAGUGGGAAGAAAGCCAUGGGGUUGGUGAGGGUGGGAUCAUCCUUUGGAGAAGAACUGGACUCAUCUCUUCUGCCACCAUUGAUGGAGGCUCCCUUCACCAGCGAGAACAAGACCUCAUCGGCAUCAGAUCUGGCUCACGUGACCUGCUUCUCCAACUCAGUGGAGGGUCCAAAAGUCCAUGAAGAGCUGCUAGCUGAGUACCUCAACUCCCCUUUUCUCUCUGCCUCGGCCAACCCUUCAGAGGCGCCGCCACCCUCGCUGCUUCUGGCCAAGAUGUCGCUGCCAAGCUCAUCGCAUGCUAGCCAAGGGGCUCCGAGUUUGGGCGGCUUGCAGUAUUCUGGUGGCAGUUUGGUGCAGUUGCUGGAGAGCAAUGGGUACGGCCUGAAACGGAGCUUCAAGUCAGAGAGGGAGAUGCUAAGUGUCUCACAGGAAACGGGGCUCACCACUGACAUGAACCCUGAGAUCUCUUCAGUCGUGUCUAACAAUGACAUGGGAAGGCAGUCUUUUGAUAGCCAAGAAGUCCCAUCUAUUUCAGCUGGGCCUCUACACAUUGAAGAGUCUCUGUGGAACUACUGAAUUUAGUUUAGAAGGAAGCGCGCAGAUAGAGAGAGAGAGAGAGAGACCCAGGGGGUGUGUGGCAGUGUGUUCUAGUAUUGGCUUGUUUGUUUUGUUUGUAAAUCAGAUGGCUUGUGUAUACAUUUUCUGAACCUCCAAUAAGAUGAUUGAAAGAAGAUUGUAGUGUUUGAAGAUUA